Molecule: messenger RNA, 4379 nt
Organism: Megalobrama amblycephala (Wuchang bream)
Lineage: Eukaryota; Metazoa; Chordata; Actinopteri; Cypriniformes; Xenocyprididae
Exons: 3
Coding region: 936-4244 (1102 amino acids)
Molecular function (GO): zinc ion binding; nucleic acid binding
Source: RefSeq, a predicted model, not a curated record
AAUAUUUUAUACUUAUAUAUUAAGACAUUAUAGUUUUACAGUGUCACUUUGUCGGUUCCGCAUUUAUUUGGAAAAGCGCCGUUUUCUUCUUCAGAUGUUUUUUUUUGUGACUCUAAACUUCCGCUACUCUCUUCACAAUGUGAUGUUCACAUAUCGUCGGAAGAACGAGCUCCGAACUGUGAGGGUGUGUCGAGCUAGAGCGCAUGGUAGCUGAUGGCAGAAACUCUUUGAUUAGCGCCCUUGGAGAAGCGGAAUGAGUUUUCACGGUGUUCAUGGUGCAUGGUGCUCUUUGAGAGGAAGAAAUAAAUUGACACCCGUUUGAAACUCUCUGCGUCUUGAUCGAUAUUUCCGAGGGGCCGCUACAGUGAAAACUCAUCGCUGCACCAGCCCUGCCAUCCCUGGUGAGAAGCUGACGCCAUCACAUCUGAGGUCCAACCACCAACCUAAUACCAGCCAGUUUACUUCGCUUGCAUCCAACCCCUGCACACAAGCAAGACUCAAAAAUGGAAAGCAUGUUUAAGGUACAGCUAGAGCUGCAAAAAGAGACACUGGAUACCAAGGAGCAAAAAAGCUGAAAAGGGACAAUUACUAUACACACGCUUGCAGCAUAACUGAAGUGACUUAAACAAUAAUUUGGUAUUAUAAGGUUAAAAUAUCUUGCAAGCUAAUUCUCCGUUCCUAAAGCUUCUAAAACUGGUGACUAUUUCAAGAAACUAGCCCAUGCUCUUGAGUCAUAUCUGUUUAUGAAAAGGUUAAAAAGGGUGUUUUGUUGUUACUGUUUUAAGCUAAAAAUCCUUUUUGAUGUCCAUAAUCUGUUAAUGCGUGGCAUAAACAUUACUCUGUAGUAAAGGAUAACUUCAGCUUACAAGUGUAAAUUCAGGCGUUGGACAAUCAAAGGCUAUCCUCGACUUAAAGCAGCAACACAAACAAACAAGAUGUCACUUAAAGACACCCCAUGCAGAUCCAGCUCGCGUGAAAGAAAGCUUACAGAGAAAGGCCAAGAGAUGCAUGACCAAGACACCAGAAAACGUGAGAAAGCAUUUAACAAGACCUAUGACGCUUGGAAGCUGGUAGCAAGGGAGACUAGGACAAAAUUAAAAACCCUCUGUUCAUCAGAAGACCUUAUUGAAUUACAGCAAAUCAUUCAAGCAAAGCAUGAUGGCGUGGGCCAGCAGUAUGAACCUAUGCUUCGUAACAGUAACACCACACCAGAGAUUGUAAAGAAGAUGGAUGCCUGUGUUACGUUAACAAAAGACAUUCGUGACCUUAUUAGUAACCGUCUAGAGACUAUUAAUCAAGAUUAUAAUGAUCAACUUGAGAAGGAAAGGGUAAGAGAAAUAUUAAACAAAGAUGAAUAUGGGUCUGUCUUUGGCCACACUAAAACUGAAACGGUAAGCUCAGCGGAGUCACCAGAGAGAUUGAGCAACCACUCCAGCUCAGCCAGUACCCACAGCAGUAGAGUAGAUGCACAAGCAGAGCUUGCGGCUAAGCUGGAACAAUCAAAAGCUAUGAAAGAAAUCCAAGCACAGCAAGCACAUCUUCACAAGUUAGAAAAUGAAUGGAAACUUAAAGAGGCGAAAAUGUUAGUAGAAAUGAAACAAAAAGAGUUGGAAAUGCAACAACAGUUGGAACAAGAGAGAACCAAAUUGCAGCAGUUACAAGCAGCAAAAGAUGUUGUCAUAGCAGCUGCUCGUGUGAGAGCAUAUGAUGAUUUUGAAGGGUUUGAGAACCAUGAUGUGGAGAUUAAUGACCAAACUAACUCUGCUUGCUACAGAAAGCAAAACGAACCUCAGUUAAACCCUGAUGCUGCAUCAUUCCACCCUUACCAAGCUGCUCCUGAGGUGACAAUGACCCAGGAGUCUGUCAGUCUAGCCCAGGCAAUCGCCAGCUCAUUAAGUAUGAACCGCUUGCCGGUCCCUGAACCAACCACGUUUCGUGGUGACCCUUUACAGUUUACAGAUUGGAAGAUGUCAUUCAUAGCUCUUAUUGACAGAAAACCCCUCCCACCAAGUGAGAAGAUGUUUUAUCUAAAAAAUUAUCUUGCUGGAGAGGCGCGUAAAGCGGUAGAAGGUUUCUUUUAUCGAGAUUCAGAAACUGCAUACAAUGGAGCAUGGAAAGUGUUACAAGACAGAUAUGGGAACCCGUUCAUCAUACAAAAGGCUUUCCGAGAUAAGCUCAUGAGAUGGCCAAAGAUCAACACAAACGAUCCACUAGCACUACAAGAGUUUGCUGACUUCCUCCAAGGCUGCACUGAGGCGAUGCCCCACGUCAAAGGAUUAGCUAUCCUUAACGAUUGUGAGGAAAACCACAAGUUGCUCAAAAAACUACCAGAAUGGAUCGUGCGCAAGUGGAGUCGAGUUGUUGUAGAGGAACUUGACGCAUCCGGAAGCUAUCCAGAUCUUGCAUGCUUCACAAAGUUCCUGAGCAAAGAGGCACGGAUAGCUUGUAACCCUAUUGCUUCUCCAUUGUUGAUGAACUUCAGGGCCACAAAUGAAAGAUCACCAAAGAGAGCCAAAGCUCUCAACACAAAUACACAAAAAAAGAGUUUCGCUCAGGAGAAACAAGAAACAAAUGUCAGUAAACCAAAGUCACCUUGCUUCGUCUGUAAAGGUGAAGCUCAUAACAUCACCAAGUGUCCCACCUUCACAGCAAAGAGUAGCGAGGACAAAAGGGCAUUCAUCUGUGAAAAUCGGCUCUGCUUUGGGUGCUUGAGGAAGGGUCACAUGACCAAAGAUUGUAAGAGACGACACACAUGCAACAUAUGCAGCCGUCGUCACCCAACCUGCUUGCACGAUGACAGGAAACAAAGACCUGUGGAAGCAACAACGAAUAGCUCCACUUCCACAGAAAACCAUGCAAGCUUGGAAAUGCACAAUGCCGUAUCCCAUGCAUCAACACAGCGUGCUUCCGCUACCUCAAGUAUCGUCCCAGUCCUUGUGUCUUCAAUACAAGAGCCACACAGAGAAGUACUUACGUACGCAAUACUGGACACACAAAGUGACUCAACGUUUGUCUUAGAAGAUGUACUUGACAAACUGAAUGUUGAUGCCCAACCAGUAAAAUUAAAAUUGAGUACUAUGACGGCUAUUGACACAAUCAUAUCUAGCAAGAACGUCCGUGGUCUACAAGUUCGAGGACUGCACUCUAAGAACCAUAUCCAAUUACAGCAGGCCUACAGCCGUGACUUUAUCCCGGUGGACAAGUCUUACGUUCCAACGAAAGAAACAGCCUUACUCUGGCCUCAUCUCAGACAUUUGGCAGAUAAGUUACCACCCCUUCUAGACUGUGAUGUAGGGCUCUUGAUUGGGUAUGACUGUCCAGCAGCAUUAACUCCUCUUGAGGUUAUCAUUGGGGACAAAAAUCAACCGUUUGCUCAGAGAUCAAAACUAGGAUGGAGUAUCAUAGGCUCAUCAAAUCCUCACCUGGACAGACAAGGAUGUCGGAGCUUUGUGCAUCGGAUCACAGUAAAAGAACUGCCAAUUCCAUCGACGACAGAUGUUCUAAAAGCCCUGGAAGCAGACUUCACCGAGAGAACUUAUGAAGAUAAAUAUGUGUCCCAGAACGAUGUUCAUUUCAUACAGUUCCUCAGUGACAACAUCACGCAGAAGAAAGAUGGACAUUAUGAGAUGCCCCUCCCUUUCAAGGGCAACAGUCCACCCAACCUACCAAACAACAAGAGGCUAGCCACAGUUCGCCUGCAGUGUCUUAAGAAGAAGCUAAAGACCAAUAAACAAUAUUAUGAUCAAUACAAAACAUUCAUGGAAGAAACAAUUAACAAGGGUGAUGCAGAGCUUGCCCCUACAACAAAUCCAGGAGAGACUGAGUGGUACCUUCCACAUCACGGCAUCUAUCACCCCAGAAAACCAGACAAACUGAGAGUCGUAUUCGACUGUUCAGCCAAAUUCCAUGGUGUUUCUCUCAACAACACUCUACUAACUGGGCCUGAUCUUAUCAAUCCUCUGGUAGGAGUUCUCUGCCGCUUCAGGAAGGAGGCCGUAGCGAUCAUCUGUGAUAUCGAAAGAAUGUUUUAUCAGUUCUCUGUCACUCCUGAAUUAUCUGAAAUUCCUCUGGUGGAAAGGUGGAGAUUUGGAGAAGGAACCACAGGAAUACAGGAUGGCGGUUCAUCUCUUCGGAGCCGCCUCGUCUCCAGGAUGUGCCAACUUUGGCUUGAAAUAUCUGGCACGGCAACACAAAGCUACCUAUCCACUAGCAUCAACAUUCGUAGAGAAAAACUUUUAUGUUGAUGACGGGCUAGUCAGUGUUCCAUCGAUCGAGGAAGCCAAGAAACUGAUCACUGAGUCACAGGAGUUGUGCAAAAGAGGAGGCCUACGCCUCCAUAAAUUCAACUCUAAUGAGGAAGCAGCCCUCGCCUGCUUAGA